Ixodes scapularis (black-legged tick) is the source of this 711-nucleotide messenger RNA. RefSeq lists its product as uncharacterized. The record is from RefSeq and is a predicted model, not a curated record. The coding region runs from base 1 to 711 and encodes 236 amino acids. Lineage: Eukaryota; Metazoa; Arthropoda; Arachnida; Ixodida; Ixodidae. The transcript has 6 exons.
AUGUUUUUCACAUCGUCAUUUGACUUUAGCAAGAAGAAAUCGUUGGACUCACUCAACAUUUCUGGGAAUCAGAAGUAUGAAGAAAGACGCUUAGUUGACAUAUACACUAAAACGUAUAGUUUACACGAUGUGCCCUGCAUCUAUGACGAAGAGCGGAGGCGUCUCUGGAAACGCAAGCAUGGAAUGUUCUACGAUGACGGAGUCUCCUUUGUGGGAGUCCACGCACUGAUCCGUGAGCUGGCUUUUCUAAUCGGGGCUACCAGGAAUAACGGAAGCUACAAGGGAUGCGCAAUAAAGGACGGAUAUUUGACAGGCCCGCUUGACGACUCUACAAGCUUUCGCCUUUCUACGUGCGCUAAGGUAGCUGUUCGAAGGGUUUUUCUCAAUAACUUUAGGCAUAACUGCUGGAAUGAUACGCCAACACCGAUAAUGCACAAUAACUGGACAGUCCCAAGCAAGUACUUUGAAGACUCUCUAAAGAAAGGGGAAGUCGAUUUAUGCACUGCUCAUCUAUUUUAUCUUUCCUUCAUUGUAUCGUGCGAGAAUUAUAGCUCUCACCGAAGGUCCCGAAGCUGUAGGGUGUCUUGCUGCGACAAAGACACUCAUGAGUUUACUGAUUACGUAAAGGAACUCGACGGAAGAGCUUGUAGAUACCUCAUGAGUAAAAAUAAGAUGUGUAUUCACGGAAAAUGCGUACUGUUCUCCUCCUAA